AUGCACAUGGAGGAUGACGUAGCAACAACAGCGCCAGUGAAGCGAGGUUUGCAGGCAAGCUGGAGCAUCCCCCCUGCUGAAUUUGAGCGAGAGACAGGGUACAAUAAACCACCCACAGAUACAGAACCCUGCUCUCCUGGCUGGAAGAUGAGCGGCUCUCCUUCGAAAGAGGAAUUAGAAUGUAAAAUCUGCUACCAGCGCUACAAUGCACACACCCGGCGACCAAAACUCCUGGAUUGCCUCCAUCGGGUGUGCGGUCGGUGCUUGGUCAAGAUUCUCUUCGUCGCCGAUGGCACGGGUUGCAUUUGCUGCCCAUUUUGUCGUCACCAAACCCAGAUAAGCGAGUAUGGGGUAUCUGCCCUGCCCGACGACGCCAAUGUUAUGAACCACCUGACGCUAAGCGACAAAUCAUGGAGCUCAGACUACAAUCAGGAGGUGAUCCUUUCUCCGAAGAGUUUAUUCUCUACCAGCCCAUCACGAGACUCACCCAAUUGCCUGUUUAUCACAAUCAUGGAGGUACAGAGGGAGCCGCGCUUCCCAAGUAACAACAGCAGCUCCGACACAGAGCACAACGUAGAAUCGCUGUUAGCGGGUUCCAAUGGGCAGGCAGACCAGGACUCCCUGACCAAGUUCUGCAAUCACAUCCCACGCAUUCUGGUGUGGCUGCUGGGUUUCUUGUAUUUUGGCUCCUUGCCUCUUGGGAUUUACUUGCUGGUGAUUCAGAGGGUGACUCUUGGCAUUGUGUGCGUCAGCUUGGUGCCGUCCAGUCUGACGGUCUGCCUGGUCUACGGCUUCUGCCAGUGCUUGUGCCAGGGCAUGUGUGACUGUUCUUCCAGGGGAUGA
Messenger RNA from Nerophis lumbriciformis (worm pipefish), 843 nucleotides. The record is from RefSeq and is a predicted model, not a curated record. NCBI's taxonomy places the organism in Eukaryota, Metazoa, Chordata, Actinopteri, Syngnathiformes, Syngnathidae.